Molecule: messenger RNA, 1917 nt
Organism: Orcinus orca (killer whale)
Lineage: Eukaryota; Metazoa; Chordata; Mammalia; Artiodactyla; Delphinidae
Product: protocadherin alpha-5
Biological process (GO): homophilic cell-cell adhesion
Cellular component (GO): plasma membrane
Molecular function (GO): calcium ion binding
Source: RefSeq, a predicted model, not a curated record
AUAGCGGAUUCUAGGUUUCCGCUAGAGGGCGCAUCUGAUAUGGAUAUCGGAAGAAACGCAGAACAGAGAUACAAGUUACAAGCUAAUGAAUAUUUUUACUUGGAUGUUAAAACAAAUGAAGAGGAAACAAACUUUUUAGAGCUAGUUUUGAAGAAACCAGUAGGUAGGGAAGAAACGCAAGAACAUCGUUUAUUGCUGAUUGCAAUUGAUGGAAGAAAACCUGAACUAACAGGUACAGUUCAGUCAUUGAUCAAUGUAUUGGAUGCGAAUGAUGAUGCCUCGGAAUUUGAUAAAUCAAUUUAUAAUGUCAGAAUACUGGAAAAUGCACCGAACGGGAUAUUAGUUAUUAAACUGAAUGCCUCAGAUGCAGGUGAGGGCAUUAAUAAGGAAAUAGUGUACCUCUUUAGUAAUCUUGUUCUUGACAACGUAACAUCUAAAUUUGUGAUCAAUCUAAUAGUGGGGAAAUAACAGUUCAGGGAAAGAAAACUGGAUUAUGAAGACUGUAAUUUAUAUGAAAUUAAUAUUGAUGCCGUUGAUAAAAGUCUAUUCCCAUUAAGACACUGCAAAGUAAUAGUGAAAAUCCUGGAUGAGAAUGAUAAUAGCCCAGAGAUGGUCAUAACCUCCUUAUCUCUGCCUGUGCAAGAGGACGCCCCACUGGGCACUGUCAUCGCCCUGAUCAGUCUGUCAGACCACGACUCCGGUGCCGAUGGGCAGGUGACUUGCACCCUGAUGCCUCAUGUCCCCUUCAAGCUGGUGUGCACCUUCAAGAAUUACUAUUCAUUGGUUCUACAUAGCGCCUUGGAUCGCGAGAGUAUGGCGAACUAUGAGGUGGUGGUGACCGCGAGGGACGGGGGCUCGCCUUCCCUGUCGGCCACAGCCAGCGUGUCCGUGGAGGUGGCCGACGUGAACGACAACGCGCCCGCGUUCGCGCACCCCGAGUACACGGUGUUAGUGAAGAACAACCCGCCCGGCUGCCACAUCUUCACGGUGUCGGCGCGGGACGCGGACGCUCAGGAGAACGCGCUGGUGUCCUACUCGCUGGUGGAACGGAGGGUGGGCAAGCGAGCGCUGUCGAGCUACGUGUCGGUGCACGCGGAGAGCGGCAAGGUGUACGCGCUGCAGCCGCUGGACCACGAGGAGCUGGAGCUGCUGCAGUUCCAGGUGAGCGCGCGCGACGCGGGCGUGCCGCCUCUGGGCAGCAACGUGACGCUGCAGGUGUUCGUGCUGGACGAGAACGACAACGCGCCCGCGCUGCUGCUAUCCGGGCCGAGCGGCGGGGCGGGCGCGCUGAGCCAGCUGGUGGCGCGGUCGGUGGGCGUGGGCCACGUGGAGGCGAAGGUGCGCGCGGUGGACGCGGACUCGGGCUACAACGCGUGGCUGUCGUACAAGCUGCAGCCGGCGGUGGGUGGCGCGCGCAGCCCGUUCCGCGUGGGGCUGUACACAGGCGAGAUCAGCACGACGCGCGCCCUGGACGAGGCGGACGCGUCGCGCCAUCGCCUGCUGGUGCUGGUGAAGGACCACGGCGAGCCGGUGCUGACGGCCACGGCCACCGUGCUGCUGUCGCUGGAGGACAGCGGUCAGGCGCCCAAGGCCUCUUCGCGGGCGUCGACGGGCGCCGCUGGCGCGGAGGCCGCUCUGGUGGAUGUGAACGUGUACCUGAUCAUCGCCAUCUGCGCGGUGUCCAGCCUGUUGGUGCUCACGCUGCUGCUGUACACGGUGUUGCGGUGCUCGGCGCCGCCCAGCGAGGGCGCGUGCGGGCCCGGGAAGCCCACGCUGGUGUGCUCCAGCGCGGUGGGGAGCUGGUCUUACUCGCAGCAGAGGCACAGAGGGUGUGCUCUGGGGAAGGGCCGCCCAAGGAAGAUCUCAUGGCCUUCAGCCCCAGCCUGCCUCAGGGUCACAUUUCUACGGACACCGUGA